UCCAUGCUGUGUGCAUAUCUACGGGGGGUAACAAGAGCGUCUUCAAAGUCACUCGAAAUCUUUCCGUUGAGAUUGGCAAUAUGAAUAAUAGAUGUUGGUUAUUGGAUGACUAUUUAUGGAAUGGUGAAUAUUGUGGUUCACUAUUCGAACCAUCAUAUUUCCAAGGCACGAAUACAGAAUGAGAUACUGUUUUUACAGUCGUUCUUACCUUUACUGAUAUAUUAUGUCUGUUAUUUCUUUAUGUCUAACAGGAAGUCAUUCUUUCCUUCUUGGAACAGAACAAUAGCUUAUGGUCCUGUUGCUGUAUUCCGUGCAGGUUCUUUAUAUUCCAUGUUUCAGGCCUUAAAGUACUGCUCUUUUCGUACUGUUGGAGCUGGUCGUUUUAUUGCUCCUAUACUAACUUCUCUCUACGAAGUGUUUGUUCUACAGUCCGUUCGUUGGAGUAGGAUUCAGUUUCUUUACCUUGUGGGGACUUUUAUGGGUGCUGUAUUGUCGUUUGGAGAUGUUGAGUUUUAUGGUAAUAUCCUUUCUAUUCCAUGGAUAACUAUGAGUGUGGUUUGUACAGCUGGUGGAACUAUCUACGCGAAGCAUUUAUUUGUUGCAGUGUAAAAUUUGUCCGGCUCAAGCGAGCUUUUUGGAAAAUUUGUAUUGUAGUGUCUUCUUUCUUUUACAAUCCUUUUGGUCGGUACCGUAUGGGUGGAAACAACAGAGUUGGAAAGAUUCCGUAUCGUUGACUUGGAUCACCAAAGCUACCUUUUUCAUCUCUGUUUUCACUGGCUAUCUUAUCAUUUUAUCGAUGCAGCAUUUGCGUAAAGCACUCGGACCAACCAAGUUUCUGGUAUUUGCUGGACUGAUUAGGAUAAAUAGCCUGUUUCUUGUUUCUAAGUUACUCUUGAAGAGUCUUUCGUGGAGCGGUUUGGCAGGAGUGGGGUUGAUUGUGGGGUGAAAUACUUGAUUCACCAAAAUAUAAAAUACAGUCCAUCAGGAAAUUCUAAAGAUGUUGCCAUUUCGUCACCAUAGUGGAUCUUCGAAGCUUGCAGGUAGGAGUUUACAAGUCAACACCAAGAAACAGCUAUAAGAAGUAUGAUAAAAGCACAAAAUACCAAAUGAAUAUUGAAAUAUGUAAUAGUUCAUUCCGACAUUAUUUAUUUCUAGACGGAAGAAUUUCUAUCGUUAUGACCAUCGAUAAUUCAUCAUGAUGAUGUACUUUGAAGAACUUGCAGAUUGAUUAAAAAUUCCGUUUAUUUC
This is a messenger RNA of Galdieria sulphuraria, 1248 nucleotides long. RefSeq lists its product as uncharacterized. The transcript has a single exon. The coding region runs from base 106 to 609 and encodes 167 amino acids. Lineage: Eukaryota; Rhodophyta; Bangiophyceae; Galdieriales; Galdieriaceae. The record is from RefSeq and is a predicted model, not a curated record.